Hipposideros armiger (great roundleaf bat) is the source of this 2095-nucleotide messenger RNA. It is a transcript of the gene MAP1LC3B, whose product is annotated as microtubule associated protein 1 light chain 3 beta. NCBI's taxonomy places the organism in Eukaryota, Metazoa, Chordata, Mammalia, Chiroptera, Hipposideridae. The coding region runs from base 127 to 504 and encodes 125 amino acids. The record is from RefSeq and is a predicted model, not a curated record. The transcript has 4 exons.
UUGACGCGGCUGCGGACUGAGGAGACACAAGGGAAGCCGCUGUCGCCACGGUCGGAUCCGUCGCCGCCGCCUCCGGAAGAAGCCGGGACCCUCCGCGUCGUCGCCCCCGCCCAGCCUCCCUGCGCCAUGCCGUCGGAGAAAACGUUUAAGCAGCGCCGCACCUUCGAACAACGAGUAGAAGAUGUCCGACUCAUCCGAGAGCAGCAUCCAACCAAAAUCCCGGUGAUAAUAGAACGAUACAAGGGUGAGAAGCAGCUUCCUGUCCUGGAUAAAACCAAGUUUCUUGUACCUGAUCAUGUCAACAUGAGUGAACUCAUCAAGAUAAUUAGAAGGCGCUUACAGCUCAACGCUAAUCAAGCCUUCUUCCUGUUAGUGAAUGGACACAGCAUGGUGAGCGUUUCCACGCCAAUUUCGGAAGUGUACGAAAGUGAGAAGGAUGAAGACGGAUUCCUGUAUAUGGUAUAUGCCUCUCAGGAGACAUUUGGAAUGAAAUUGUCGGUGUAAGACGAGAAAAAUGCAUCUGUUCUAAAAAUUUUUAAACCCUUACCAAGGGGAAAAAAAGGGAUGUUACCAACUGAGAUUGAUCAGUUCAUCUAAUCACAGAUCAUCAAAACAGUAGUGUUCCUGCCUAGGAGUUUUAGGGAGUUGUUUUUGUACUUCAAGCAGAAAAAACGAGCUCCAAAUGAGCACAUUCAGCUUUGGAAAACUAUAUUAUUUAACCUAGGCUGUCUUGUUUUCAAAUUUAGAAGUUUAAAAAUAAAAUACUUUGCAUUCUAAGUUACCGAUAAAAUAGACCUUCAAGUUAUUUUAAUGCUCUUUCCCCAAUAGGAACUUGCAAUUUGAGCAUUCAGAGACAUUAAGGUUUACAGAGCCUGCCAACUUUUUAAUGAGGGUUUCUACUCAACUAGAGAAAUCUCCGUAAGAGGAUCUUUAAGCAUAAGUUUGUCAAGCAUAGUCUACCCCCCCCCCAAAUGCAUUUGCCAUAAUAGUUGGCAAAAAGCAGGGCAAAUGGGGCUGUAUAAGAAAAUUGAACUGCUGUUCAAGUUUCCUGAUUUCUAAGUAUGCUCCAAGUCAAAGCUCUUGCAGCAUUAGGAAGUUUUUAUUUGGUUUGUUCUCUAGAUAGAAACACACAGAAAAACACCACUGCUCGAUGAGAACCUUGAAUAAUUUAUGAUUUUGGUAUUUCAAAAGGUCCAAAGAAAAAAAGAGUGACAUUUCUUCUGUUUUGGAUAAUCAGAUCUAAGAGCUCAAACUAGUGCCUGCUUUGGUAAAUAAAUGAGCAGUUUUAUCAGUUUCAUUCUUUAGGACAGUAGAAACGACAAUUAAAAUUCAGAUGCACUUCCUCUACCUUUUGGCUUAAAGCUGUAGGUGAUCCAUGUUUUAAGUAUGUAGCUAAAAUAUAUUAAAAAGUUAACCACAUUUUUAAGAGUUAUUUCAGUUAUCACUGGUAGGUCAAACCGCCAUCAAAAUCCCCCAUUUUAAGUGCAUGUCAGUUGUGAAGAAAACAUAGGAAAAGGAGACAUUCUCUUCACAGACAUGUCAAAAGUUCAACAUUUCCCAAGUCUAACUAGAAUAACCAGUGCUUAUUACUACCUGCAUGGGGUUCACUAUUUACUAUUUUCAUGAAAGUAUCUCAGAAAGAUCACAGACCACUUUGGACUACAUUUAGCAGGUCAUGGUUCGCCCUUGUAUAUUUAGAUGUGUGUGGAAUACCUGUACCGGUUAGUGGAAGUUCUUUACUGUAACAGAGGGCUAAGGGGGCCCUCGACCACCAACCUCCCGUCACCCACUCCUCCCGCUGCAUGCAUCUGUCCACAUGCCUUUUAAUAUGUAUAUUUUUACAUUAUGUACAUUCUUAAUCAGCCUGUCUUGUUUAGACUGUAUACAUCAUUAUCUCUGACAUUCUUGUAACUACUGUGUGAUCAAUAAGAUUCCUAUAAGAGAUUCUGCUUUUUAAAAAAAAAACAAAAAUACCAUGCUGAGGGGGUGACAUAUAUCCACAUUAGUGGAUGGUCACUCUAUAUUUAUAGGAUCUUUAAAACAAGUACAUUUUUAAUGAACUAAGGUGAAUAAAGGCACAACUAAAAAACUGUCA